This is a messenger RNA of Alternaria ventricosa, 747 nucleotides long. RefSeq lists its product as uncharacterized. The record is from RefSeq and is a predicted model, not a curated record. Gene Ontology annotation, molecular function: NAD binding; 3-hydroxyisobutyrate dehydrogenase activity; NADP binding. Gene Ontology annotation, cellular component: mitochondrion. The transcript has a single exon. Gene Ontology annotation, biological process: L-valine catabolic process. Lineage: Eukaryota; Fungi; Ascomycota; Dothideomycetes; Pleosporales; Pleosporaceae. The coding region runs from base 1 to 747 and encodes 248 amino acids.
AUGGUGCCUGAAGGUGCACAUGUACGAUCCGUAUAUCUCGAUCCUCAAAACGGCGUAUGCAGCACCGAUAUCUCGAACAAGCUGCUCAUCGACUGUUCGACAGUAGAUACGGCAACCAGCCUCGCUGUGAAGGACCACAUUGCCGCUGAGUUUCCCUCUGCGUCGUUCUAUGACUCUCCAGUGAGUGGCGGCGUAGUGGGAGCUGUCAAAGGCACGAUCGCAUUCUUUCUAGGUUGUGCAGAGUCGGACCCUAAUCUUGAGCGCCUCACAUAUCUGAUGGGUUUGAUGGGUGGGCAAGUGAUACCUUGCGGAGGUCCAUCCCUUGGACUUGCAGCGAAGCUGUCGAAUAACUACCUAUCGGGUAUCAUCGCCAUAGCUUGCUCUGAGGCUUUCGACAUGGGAAUGCGCAGCGGACUGGAUCCCCGCACUCUGGCCAAAGUAUACGCUGCGGGUACUGCCCAGAACACUAUUUGCGACAAGUUUUGCCCUGUCCCACAUGUAUACCCCGAAGCCCCGUCCUCAGGAGGCUGGAAGCAGGGAUUCAAAGUGCAGCUGAUGCGCAAAGACUUCGGUUUGGCAGUUGAUAUGGCGAAACGAGUAGGGUCGAGAAACGUAUUGGGUGACGUUGGACUACAGACAUACGAUGGGGCAGCCAACGAUCCGCGUUGUAGAGAUUUGGACUCACGGGUGGUAUAUCGCUACCUCGGUGGCCAGGAGGACUGGCAAUCUAAAUCGAACGGCGCGUGA